Messenger RNA from Oncorhynchus keta (chum salmon), 6358 nucleotides. RefSeq names its product glutamate receptor 1-like. The record is from RefSeq and is a predicted model, not a curated record. Gene Ontology annotation, molecular function: transmitter-gated monoatomic ion channel activity involved in regulation of postsynaptic membrane potential; AMPA glutamate receptor activity. The transcript is spliced from 16 exons. Gene Ontology annotation, biological process: synaptic transmission, glutamatergic; modulation of chemical synaptic transmission. NCBI's taxonomy places the organism in Eukaryota, Metazoa, Chordata, Actinopteri, Salmoniformes, Salmonidae. Gene Ontology annotation, cellular component: AMPA glutamate receptor complex; plasma membrane; postsynaptic membrane. Bases 249 to 3047 code for a protein of 932 amino acids.
ACCGCUCCGUAUCAUAACAGCCGAGGACAAGCGGGCAUCAGCAGCGCGCGAGAGAAAGAGCGGGAGGAGAGAGAAGACAGUGAGUGACUGCAGUUGCAUGCUCUCUCUCGACGUUGGAUGGAUGUUGUUGUAAGAGCAUCUGUAACUGGUAGGAAAGGAGUGGGGAAGAGGCGGUAUACACUAACUCACCAAGGAAAGAUCUAUGCUUGGAUUUCGGAUCUUUUUUCUUCGCCAAUGCAAAAGGAAAUAUGCAGCGAAGCUUCACCCUCCUGUACACCAGUUUUCUGGGGAUGUGCUUGGAUUCAAGUUUUCCAAGUAACAUCAAUAUAGGGGGACUAUUCCCAACCGAAUCUCACGAAUAUGAGGUGUUUCGGUUCGCGCUCUCGCACCACCAGGAUAUCCCCAAACUGGUGCCGCAGGUGGAUAUGGUCAAGAUGGGCAACAGCUUCUCCAUGACAUAUGCCUUCUGUUCCCAGUUCUCUAAAGGUGUCUAUGCUAUCAUUGGCCUCUACGACAGGAAGACGGUCAACAUGCUGAUGUCGUUUUGCGGGGCGCUGCACGUGUGUUUCGUCACGCCUUCCUUCCCCAUCGAGACGGCCAACCAGUUUGUGAUCCAGCUGAGACCCGAGCUACAGGACACUCUGGUGGGGGUCAUAGACCACUACGGAUGGACCAAGUUUGUUUACAUGUACAGCUCAGAUUCUGGCCUGUCUGUGCUGCAGAAGGUCCUGGACACGGCUGCUGAGAGGAGCUGGCUGGUGACGUCUGUCAACGUGGAGACCAUGACGGAGACCUCGUUCCUGAAGGUGUUCCAAGACCUGGACAAGAGGAAGGAGGGACAGAUCAUCAUUGACUGUGAGACCGAAAGACUCACCUCCAUCCUCAAAAAGAUCGUUGAACACGGGAAGAAUGCUAAGAGUUACCACUACAUCCUGGCAAACCUGGGUUUUCUGGACAUUGAUCUAACGGACCUGAGGAAAGGAGGGGCCAACAUCACAGGCUUCCAGCUGGUCAACUACACAGAGCAGAACGUCAGCCGUACCAUUCAGCAGUGGAUGGAGUUUGAAAACAAAGACACCAAAUUCCCCAAGAGACGCCUGAAGUACACCGGAGCGUUGACAUAUGAUGGGGUGAAGGUGAUGUCUACAGCAUUCCAGAACCUUCGGAAACAGAGGAUAGACAUCUCUCGCCGUGGCAACGCAGGCGAAUGCCUCGCCAACCCGCCGGCUCCAUGGGGCCAAGGCAUAGAUAUACAGAGAGCCCUGCAACAGGUGCGUAUCCAUGGCCUGACGGGUCAUAUCCAGUUCAAUGAGAAAGGACGCAGGACCAACUUCACCGUCAGUGUCAUGGAGCUAGCCCCCUCUGGACCAAAGAAGGUGGGCUACUGGAACGAGGACGAGAAGUAUGUGAGCACAGCCACCUUCAUGAGAGGAAGCAACGACAGCAGCUACGGCCUACAGAACAGGACCUACAUAGUUACCACCAUCCUGGAAUCCCCAUACGUGAUGCUGAAGAAGAACCAUGAUCAGCUGUCAGGGAACGAUAAGUACGAGGGUUACAUCGUGGAGCUAGCGGCUGAGAUCGCCAAGCACGUUGGAUACCACUACAAACUGAAGGUGGUCUCAGAUGGGAAAUAUGGAGCCAGAGACUCCGAGACCAAGAUGUGGAACGGCAUGGUUGGAGAGCUGGUGUACGGGAAAGCAGACGUUGCGGUAGCCCCGCUGACCAUCACCCUGGUCCGAGAGGAGGUGAUCGACUUCUCCAAGCCCUUCAUGUCUCUGGGUAUCUCCAUCAUGAUCAAGAAGCCCACCAAGUCUAAACCAGGUGUCUUCUCCUUCUUGGACCCGCUGGCCUAUGAGAUCUGGAUGUGUAUCGUGUUCGCCUACAUCGGUGUGAGUGUGGUCCUGUUCCUGGUGAGCCGCUUCAGCCCCUACGAGUGGCACGCAGAGGACUAUGAGGAGGGGGCCGACCCCCAGACCCCUACCCAGCCGACAGGGCCCGGUGCUGGGCUACAGUCAGGGCAGAGCCCUGGUCAGCCAGGCCAGAACCAGCAGAAUCAGGAACAGACCAAUGAGUUUGGCAUCUUCAACUCUCUCUGGUUCUCCCUGGGAGCCUUCAUGCAGCAGGGAUGUGACAUCUCACCCAGGUCUCUGUCAGGGCGGAUAGUGGGUGGCGUGUGGUGGUUCUUCACUCUCAUCAUCAUCUCGUCCUACACGGCCAACCUAGCUGCUUUCCUCACAGUGGAGAGGAUGGUGUCCCCCAUAGAGAGUGCUGAGGACCUGGCUAAACAGACUGAGAUUGCCUACGGAACUCUGGAUGCUGGCUCCACCAAAGAGUUCUUCAGGCGGUCUAAGAUCGCAGUGUUUGAGAAGAUGUGGUCGUACAUGAAGUCGGCCGACCCCUCAGUGUUUGUGAAGACCACAGACGAGGGAGUGAUGAGGGUCAGGAAGUCUAAAGGGAAGUACGCCUACCUGUUAGAGUCCACCAUGAACGAGUACAUCGAGCAGAGGAAACCCUGUGACACCAUGAAGGUGGGGGGGAACCUGGACUCUAAAGGAUACGGUAUCGCCACGCCCAAGGGCUCACCCCUCAGAAACCCUGUUAACCUGGCCGUGUUAAAACUCAACGAGCAAGGCCUGUUGGACAAACUGAAAAACAAAUGGUGGUACGACAAGGGCGAGUGUGGCAGCGGGGGCGGGGACUCCAAGGAUAAGACGAGUGCGUUGAGCCUGAGCAACGUGGCCGGAGUGUUCUACAUUCUGAUUGGAGGGCUGGGCCUGGCCAUGCUGGUGGCGUUGGUGGAGUUCUGCUACAAGUCGCGAACCGAGUCUCAGAGAAUGAAGCAGAACAUCAACGACGCCAUGCACUGCUCCUCCAUGACCAGAAUGAGUGGGAACGGGAACGGGAACGGGGGAGGAGGAGGAAUAGGUGGAGCAGGAGGAGGAGAGAACGGACGCAUCCUAACUCACGACUUCCCCAAAACAGUCCAGACUCUCCCCUGCAUGAGCCACAACGCCAGCAUGGGGCUCAGCGCCUCUGGCAUGUAAUCACAUGACCUGGCACAAGGGGCUGAGGAGGAGACUGACUCAUAGACCUUACAAAGAUGACCACAUUAAUGGUGACAUUGACCUUAUGAACAUGGCCGUCUUUCUGACACUUUGUUUAUGUGGUGGCUGCGUGAUGUGUGUCCGAGACAGACUUCAAUAUUUCUGCCAAAUGCAUUUCUGAAAUCACUCAUUACAAACAAACAGGGGAAACAUGUAGAUGGAGAAUAAAAAUGAAAAUAAAAGAAGAUGAGGAACAUGUUGCUACGAAAAGGAGCCAUUGUUGGGCCGAGAUGUUUUUUUUUCUUUUAUUCAGAUUUUUUUAAACAAGGUGUUUCAAUUUCUGUGUAAAAAAAGGAGAGAACUAUCCCGUAAAUGCCUCCUGACCUGCACUGAGAUUACCUUCUCUGCCCUGCCUUGGGCUGACUUUCUCUGCCCUGCCCUGACUUUCUCUGCCCUGUCCUGACUUUCUCUGCCCUGCCCUGAGAUGACCUUCUCUGCCCUGUCUUGAGAUAACCUUCUAUGCCCUGCCCUGGGCUGACUCUCUCUGCCCUGCCCCGAGCUAACCUACUCUGCCCUGACCUGCCUUUCUCUGCCCUACCCUGCCCUGAGCUGACCGGCCCUGAGAUUACUUUCUCUGCCUUGCCCUGAGCUAACCGUCUCUGCCCUGCCCUUCUCUGCCCUACCCUGACCUUCUCUUCCCUACCCUGACCUUCUCUGCCCUGGGCCGACCUUCUCUGCCCUACCCUGACCUUCUCUGCCAUACCCUAACCUUCUCUGCCAUGCCCGACCUUCUCUCCCCCACCCUGACCUUCUCUGCCCUACCCUGACCUUCUCUGCCCUGGGCCGACCUUCUCUGCCCUACCCUGACCUUCUCUGCCCUACCCUGACCUUCUCUGCCCUACCAUGACCUUCUCUGCCCUACCAUGACCUUCUCUGCCCUACCAUGACCUUCUCUUCCAUACCCUGACCUUCUCUACCCUGGGCCGACCUUCGGUGCCCUUCCCCCAACCUUCUCUGCCCUACCCUGACCUUCUCUGCCCUACCCUGAGCUGUGCCGUUCUAUUGACUACUGUUAGUCUGUCUGUCUGUCUGUAAUAUCUCAGUUCGCUACCUACUCUCUCUGACCAUUUACUUAGUGAAGACGGAUCACAAAAUAGGAUUUGUUUUUGUCUUUGCACAGUUAAAAGACAAUAAUGAUAAUAACGCUGAUUGACUAUUAAGAUGAUUUGAUAUUUGUGUGUCUCUGGUUUCUCUUGUGUGUGUUUUUGGACACAGUUACACACGCUAUGUUGGAAAGGCAUCAUGAACUGGAACACAAGCAUUUCAAGCACCAAUGCAGUAUUAUAAUACAGACAUAAAUAAUCAUGCACAGAGCUCAGUCAUUCCUUGCCUCCCUGAACCAUCUGCUGACAGUCAUUCCUACAGAGAUACUACCAUACCACUGAACCCACCAUACCACUGAACCCACAAUACCACUGAACCCACCAUACGACUGAACCCACAAUACCACUGAACCCACCAUACGACUGAACCCACAAUACCACUGAACCCACCAUACCACUGAACUCACAAUACCACUGAACCCACCAUACGACUGAACCCACAAUACCACUGAACCCACCAUACGACUGAACCCACAAUACCACUGAACCCACAAUACCACUGAACCCACCAUACGACUGAACCCACAAUACCACUGAACCCACCAUACCACUGAACAUACCAUACCACUGAACACACCAAAGUACUGAACCCACCAUACCACUGAACCCACCAUACCACUGAACCCACCAUAGUACUGAACCCACCAUACCACUGAACCCACCAUACCACUGAAAUCACCAUACCAUUGAACCCACCAUACCACUGAACAUACCAUACCACUGAACCCACCAUACCACUGAAUCCACCAUACCACUGAACACACCAUACCACUAAACACACACACACAUACACUUUACUUUACUUUAUCAAACUCUGCAGAAUGAUUGCUGUGGCUGGAAGAGAGGAAGUAUUGACGGACAUGGUCAGAACUUGACGAAGUACCACAGAUAAACACCAUUGAUUUCUUCAGUGGCUCUGCUACAUUAUUUUAUAGAGAGAGAGUAGCCAUUUUGGAACACGGCCUAGCUGACAGAGGAAGGGGGCGUGACUUACACACAGAAACCCCUGUUGAUUUACACGUUCACAGUCAAUCAGCUGUUGGCAAUCGUUAAUGGAAACCAUGGAAACGGUGGCUGCCACCACAGCAACCCAUCUUGUCUCUCUCUCUCUCUCUCUCUCUCUCAGUAGUUUGAUAUUUUAUGAAGGAGGUUGUUCAGUAUGGUUUGAUGUGUAGGUCAUUGUACGUGUUGCUGUAGCCUAUAGGGCUGUCAGCAGAGAGAAGCCUCGUUAGGAUACUGGAAUCAGAGUCAGAGACAGCCUGCCUACAGCUACAAAGGGAACAUUUACUAGCUAAACUCUCCAGCUCUGCUCUGUUUGUGUGGGUCUCUGCCAUAAAGAGAGUGUUCAACACUGACUGACUGUCAGACUGUUGUUCUGCCAUAGCCAGGGUGUUGGAACAUGUUUGACAGUGAAGACAUACUGGGCAGAGAUAGACUCCUUACAUCAAAUAUACUGUAUCUCAUCUCUCCAUCCACUAUGUAUAUAAAAGGGUUGAUUCUCCUGCAGUGAAACUUGUUCUUUCCUUCAACCCAAUCAGCCUGAUGCUUCUGUUCUUCUCCUCUAUUUCGUUGGUGUUGUAUUGACGAAGGCGCAGCACAACGCGAGUCCUUGGCGGAUGGUUUGUCUCAUAGAAGGAGUGGUUUUAUAAGCCCUAACAGAUUUUUAAAAAGACAUUCAAUGUUUGUAUCGUAUGGAGAGUUUGAGAGCUGCAAAAAAACAUUGAAAAGGUGUAGGAAAAACAGAUGUUGAAUAGUGGGUAGACAAUAAUGUUUUAAGUUUUACUUUUAAUUGGUUGUCAAUAUUAUUUUGAUUUGACAUUUGAAUAAAAGGGAUGUUCAGUUGGUGUUUUCAAGACUGAACACCAUUUGACUUUUCUUCUUCAUUUGUUCUUUUUUCAAAGUAUUUUAAUACCAGGAUACAAAGUGAUUAUUUAGUUUGUUCACCUGAAAACCUCACAGUACAGUUGUUUUUCUAUACAUCACUAGUGAAAGAUGUUGCUGAAUAAAACAUUUAUAAAAUACAUGAAGAUCAUUCAUGAAUCGAAAAAAAGACGGAAAUAAACUUUUGAGAAAUAAACGUUUUCUAACCAAAGUGUCUCUGAAGAAAGUCAUCAUGCUUUUUGUAACAGAAUAAAGGAAUAAACUAUG